AUGGGUAAUGCAAUUACUCUUUCUUGUUUAACAAGUGAUCAAGAAUCAUUUGUGAAGGUUGUUUAUUGGGAAGGAAACACAAAAACUCUAAAAGGAAAACGAUGGUUAGCUGGAGAGAUCAUGUUUGAUUAUCCCGAAUCCAUGGUUUGUGAUGCAGAUUGCUUCUUCAUUGGCCAUCCUAUUCCGUUUUUAACGAUUGGAGACCAUCUAAAGCCGGGAAAGACGUACUUCGUUCUCCCACUUGACAUCUUCUCAUCAAAGACCGUCUCAGCUUCUUCGGUAUCAGCAUUAAUUGCCUCCAUGCCGAAACGCACACAAUUCAACUUCAAAGAGUGUCCUUUCGAGUACAUAAAUGCAUCAAACGGGCGGGUUUUGAUCAAGCUAUCAACCGAGUUUAUGGCAAAAAUUCUAACUAUAAGAAAAGAAAAUCAUGAUGAUCAAGAAAAUGGAAGUACAAAUGGUAAUUCAUCAAAUGGUUCCUUGUGUAGUACCCCUGAGUUGAAAAAGCACUAUGAACAGUUAGUUGGAUCCAAAGAACAACAAUGGUCACCUAACCUCAAAACCAUCUUAGAGCAUAAUUAUAAAUUUAGGUAUUCUCCUUAUAGAUUGAUUAUGGGGCUGGAAUGGAAAAAGAAAGAGGGAAUUAGUGUGUGCUAA
Messenger RNA from Erigeron canadensis, 657 nucleotides. RefSeq lists its product as uncharacterized. NCBI's taxonomy places the organism in Eukaryota, Viridiplantae, Streptophyta, Magnoliopsida, Asterales, Asteraceae. The transcript has a single exon. The record is from RefSeq and is a predicted model, not a curated record. The coding region runs from base 1 to 657 and encodes 218 amino acids.